GGGUUCUGUCGCUAACAGGAAGAUAGAACAUCGGUCGGUGUCAGCGUUAUUCUUUUGUCGAAAAUGGAACGAAAAGUAGCUCGAGAAUUUAGGCACAAGGUGGAGCUGCUCAUUGACAAUGAGGCUGAAAAGGAUUACCUGUACGAUGUCCUGCGGAUGUAUCACCAGUCCAUGGAGCUGCCCGUGUUGGUGGGGGACCUGAAGCUGGUCAUCAACGAGCCCAGUCGCCUGCCGCUGUUUGAUGCCAUCCGGCCCCUCAUUCCCCUCAAACACCAGGUGGAGUACGACCUGCUCACCCCCAAGAGGUCACGUAAGCUGAAGGAGGUGCGUCUGGAUCGUACUCAUCCUGAGGGUCUGGGUCUGAGCGUGAGAGGGGGCCUGGAGUUCGGCUGUGGACUCUUCAUCUCACAGAUCGUCAAGGAUGGACAGGCUGGAAACAGUGGCCUGCAGAUGGGAGAUGAGAUUGUCCGCAUCAAUGGAUACGCCAUCUCUUCCUGUAUCCACGAGGAAGUCAUCAACCUCAUCAAGACCAAGAAAAUCGUGUCGCUCAAAGUCCGGCAGGUUGGGAUGAUACCAGUGAAGAGUUCCACAGAGGAGCCUCUGAAGUGGCAGUUCGUGGACCAAUUUGUGUCUGAUUCUGGGGAGAAUAAGAGCAGUGUGGCAGGCCUGGCAUCCAUGGGAGGGAAGGAGAUCAAGGAGAAGAAGGUGUUCCUGAGCCUGGUGGGCACCAAGGGCAUGGGCGUCAGCAUCUCCAGUGGCCCCACACAGAAGCCUGGCAUCUACAUCAGUAACGUCAAAUCUGGAUCCCUCGCUGCUGAAGUAGGACUGCAGAUUGGUGACCAGAUCGUGGAGGUGAACGGGGUGGAAUUCACCAAUCUGGAUCACAAAGAGGCUGUAAGAGUCCUGAAGAGUAGCAGGAGUCUAACCAUCACAGUUCUCACCGGCGCAGGCAGUGAGUUGUUUAUGACAGACGAGGAGCGUCUGGCGGUGGAGGCUCGCAGGGAGCUGGACAGACGAGAGUUGAUGCACCAGAAAAGGGUUGCCCUGGAGACUAACAAGAUGGUCAAGGAGCAGCAGGAGAAAGAGAGGCAGAGAAAGAUGGAGAUUUCUCAGAAGACUGCCGAGGAAGAAGAACGCUAUCGGAAGGAAAUGGAGAAGAUCGAGGCUGCAGAGAGGAAGCACCACAGGGAGUGGGAGGAGGACUGGGCGCCUAGAGAGCAACCCAAAACCAAGAGUCCCUCCCCGGCCCCGCCUGAAAUCAACACCGCACCCCCCAAGUCCAAGAACUCUGACAUUGGAGCAAGCUCUUUUCAGGCUGACGACGACGAUGAAGAGCAGCAGGAGGAGGAGGAGGAAGAGGGGAGUGAAGGCUUUCAGAAAUACGUGGAAGACUUUGAUCCCCACUCCAUGUUCUCCUCGGAACAGAUAGCUGGGCGAGACGUGAGACUACUGAGAAUCAAAAAGGUUGGACCACUUGAUCUGGCUGUGGAGGGGGGAGUAGACUCCCCUCUGGGAAAGCUAGUGGUAUCUGCCAUUUAUGAUGGAGGUUCGGCAGACAAACAUGGUGGGAUAGUGCCAGGAGAUGAGGUGAUGGCUGUGAAUGGGAAGAUCCUGACGGACUCCUCACUGACAGAAGGACAAAACUCUCUGACCCGUGCCUGGAACAGUGGAGGGGAUUGGAUUGACCUAGUGAUAGCAGUGUCACCUCCAAAAGAGUAUGAAGAUGAGGUGACGUUCUUCUGAGAGCCACCUGACCACCUGCCUGCCAAACAAGCCAUACCCACCAACCAGGAACCAUCGUUCUCAUUUCCUCUGACAUUUGACCUAUUUUAUCAUCACAAUCAAAUCCUUGCGUCAAACUGUUGCAAUGCAAUGCUGAGCACUAUUGACAGCAAGUCUGUUUGAACCAGAACCACGCCGUGAUGUGCUACAUGUGAACUGUCUAGAAUGUGAAAGAGACUGAUUCAUCCUCUGUUGAGUUCCAUUUACAUCCCAUUACAGAAACUUUCUGAAGAAGCUAGAGGGUUAUGACAUCACUACGUAAUACUCUGAGCUGAUAUUCACGGCAUAAGAAGGAAUUCACCUCAGGCCACACACACAAAUUGGGGAAAAACAAAACAUUCUUUCCAAUUGAACCUCAUUAUAAAAGAGACAACUUCAUCGUCGAUUUUUGUUGUUGUUAUACAUACAUUUAAAAAAUGCAGAAAAGCUGCUGUGUUGCUCAAUGUACCAGGUCAAAAAUCCAGACCUAUGGUUUGUAAUACUUCCAUGUAGGGAAAUAGUGCCUGUGAGAAGAGCCCUCUGGAUUUCGGUGUAGGAGAGUGGGAAAUGUGGGGACCCAGUGUCCAAGUAGGCUACACGUAGCUAUGUGUGUAGAGAACAUUUCCUCACAGGUAAGACAUUUAAUUUGUUUAGUAUCGUCCGUUUGUAACUCCACUACUUGUCGCUGUAUAGUCCGUUUGUUUGUGUUGUUGGUCUUGGCCACAAGUUGUUUUACCCCAAGGUGUACGGGGCCGCAACGUUCUAUCUAAUACCGACCAGGACUAUCCCCCUCAGAGCCAUAUAUUUUGUAGCCUGGGUACCCGUCUUUUUAGCCAAUGUUCCACUCCUUGUAGCCUACUCUGUACUAUUUGUGAAGUAAAUUGAGUAUAUAGUAUGCCAAUUGCUCAUAGUAUGGAUAUAGUUAGUAUGCCAAAAUUACACUCAAGUGAAAGGGUACCAUUCGUUUACAGUAUACUAAAAUUAACUAAUCGUAUAUAGUAUGUAGUAUGUAGUAUACAGUAUGUUAGUAUGGGUAUCCAAACACAGCUGGUACUGUAGUGAAAUGUUAGCUAUAGCUGAAAAGACUGGUACUCGGACUAUAUAUUUAGAGAGUUGAGACAACUUUUGCAAUUUCAAAUAUGGUUUUAAUUCUAGACAUUCAGUUCCAUAGGAUUAUUUAAACAUUCCUCGUGUAAUGUUAAAGUAACGGUCCAGUGUUUCCAGAUUUCUAUGAAAUAUGACCUAUAAUUACUUACAAUAUGAGUGAAAUAGAUUUCCUUCUAAAAAAGUGGUAAUGUUAAAAAACAGCUUUUCUGUGUUGGAAUAGUGUGGGCGUACCCCAACAGGUACCCCAACCUGUCGUUAAAAAUAUUAACGUGAGUAGAGGGCUGAUUGGCCAGCUCAUUCUCCUCAGGAGGAUGACCUCAUACUUUAUGAGGAAAUAGCAAACAUUUUAGAAACUGUCUGUUUGAGAUACAAGUUUGUGUUUUUUCUCCAAUUUAUGCUUUGGCCACGUACAAGUACAGGAUGAGUCAACAACACUAUUUGGGUAUGAGUAAACAGAAUAUUAACUUUAAAAAGUGAGAUUUUCACUGAACAGUUACUUUAAUGGGUCGCUAACAUGGUUGCCAUAUCAUUUUGAUUUGUCAUGUAAAUGCAUCCUAAUGAAGAAAUCUCAAUGUCCCAACUAAUUACAUAGCGAUGUUCCCCAUUCGUCUCAUUCUAGUACCCUACAGCAUAGGAACACAGUUGUGAAAAACUGAACUCUGAUGCUGAGGCGCAUCGGUGUCAACAGGUUUUGAUCCUCUGAGUUUAGUUAAAUGCUAAGUGCAUCUUAAUGAGCUUCUAGUAUGCCAUAAGCCCCCUUGUUAUAGGUGAAAUUACACUCCUAAAUCUCCAAUGAAAGGUGUUUGAGCUUAUCUGUAUUCAGUUAGAGUAUGUAAUCAGCAGCAGGAGCAGCCCUGCAGGCAGGCAGGCACACUGUGAUGUAAUCAAUGUCCCUAUUUGAAAUCAAUGCUCUCUCAGAAUCAAUAAAGGUAUGUGCUUACUUUGACUGAUCAGAUUGUCUGGAUUCACGAUUUGGGCAGUUUAUAAAGCUGGAAUUCUAAUGCGUUAGUUCUCUCUCUCUCUAAUAGUAGCAUUAUUUACAUUGAAUGAAACACUAGGCAGGUUUUCAUUGAUCCAGGUUGAUUAGUCAAAAGCAUUAACCUUGUUUCCAUCCACAGUUUUUAUGUGAGUAAAGUCAUACCGUAUAAAAAAGAAUCACGACAUCUGUAAUGGAAACAGGAGGUUUCGGUACAAUUGAAUAAAUGCAGACAGAUAAUUUGUUUGUUCGACGUGGUGGGAUCUUUUUGUGUCGGGUCAAAUUAAUUGGCGAGAACUUACGGUGGAAACGCCUUUAUGCGCAAAUAUUGAUAUAAUAACCAUCAUCUAGAAGUGAACUCGGAGUCACACGAUAACAUGGUGUGUGGUCCUCCCACUACGAAUCGUGAAACCAUGCAGUUUAUUAGGCUACAAAUGAAAUAAGUUAUGAUGAACUUCACAGGGUGGUGAAAGUGCACGGAAUGAGCUUGAUGUUUAGAGCCUUAUUCUGGUGUUUAGAGCCUUAUUCUGGUGACAUGACGAGCUGUUGGCUAGAAUGCACAUGCCAAUAACAGAGUAGGCAUUUUUGCUAUUCAACUCAACAGCUUUUUGAACAAAACUAUCGGUAGAAUUG
Molecule: messenger RNA, 4477 nt
Organism: Oncorhynchus masou masou (cherry salmon)
Lineage: Eukaryota; Metazoa; Chordata; Actinopteri; Salmoniformes; Salmonidae
Gene: ush1c
Product: Usher syndrome 1C
Exons: 20
Coding region: 64-1743 (559 amino acids)
Biological process (GO): sensory perception of sound; inner ear morphogenesis; retinal cone cell development
Cellular component (GO): plasma membrane; photoreceptor inner segment; cilium
Molecular function (GO): protein binding
Source: RefSeq, a predicted model, not a curated record